Psilocybe cubensis is the source of this 2340-nucleotide messenger RNA. RefSeq lists its product as uncharacterized. The transcript is spliced from 10 exons. The record is from RefSeq and is a predicted model, not a curated record. The coding region runs from base 1 to 2340 and encodes 779 amino acids. Lineage: Eukaryota; Fungi; Basidiomycota; Agaricomycetes; Agaricales; Agrocybaceae.
AUGGAUGACAAAAAGGUUACGGAAUUUAUGGAGCUUGCUGAAAGUCUCGUCAAGGACCUACAAACGACCAAAUCUCAAAGCCAGGACUCGCAGCGUCGAUUUCAGAAAACUGAACAAGACCUUCUUAAUCAGAUUGAAGCACUGCGGUCUCAGCUUGAAGCAUGUACGUCAGAACUGAAGGAUACCCAAGAGGGCUGGCAGAAAACCACAGCCGAGCUCGAGAAAACGCGCGCAGAGCUUGUACCACUGAAGCAGAAUGAUACGGCGCUUCAGGAAACGCGUGAAAGUUUACGCGAAAGCAAUGCAGGAUUGACGCAUGCGCGUGUGGCGCUGGAGCAGAAGGAGGCAGAGUUGGAGGAUAUGCGGGGGCUUGUUGAGCAAAUGGCUGCAGAGAACGAGCAGCUGCGGCGGGUGAGCUUCGUGAUUAUUUUCCUUUACUGUAUCGGCGAAAGUGUCUGUAAAAAGGGUGAGGUCAUCAGCGCGCCUCCAGGUCCGGCUGACGCCACAUACUCAUGCGUAUACUACACCAAGGCUCGGUCUCCUUCCGUUGAAAUUGUUGCUGUCCGGACGAUCAGCAGUAAGGAUACAAACAAUUCUUCGAGCACUGACACACCUACCACCUCUCUGAAAAGGACGCAAAGCACGAAAGAGCCGUCACCUCUCGAGGUCAAGCGUAGAAGGGUAGAGGUGAUGAUAAAAAAGGAGUCUGAAUCCGAGGUGGACAAACCUUUUCAAGAAAAAACCGAACUACUUGAAACAACCCCUCUAGCUUCGUCUACCUCUUCACAAGUGGUGCAAACCACAAGACGUACAUUGGCACAACACAGUCAACCUUCACUUCCAACUAUCAUUCCAGCCCAGCAACCACAAAUAGCGACAGCAUCUACCGUUCAGACACCACAUCAGCCUCAGAAAGAAACCGACAAAUCUACACCAUCACCAAAGACGCCUUCUGCGACAUCUAAUGCAACACACCAAACGAUGGCCCAACCAAAUCCAACUCUCCAAAACCAUGUGGCGCCUACAGCGCCUGUCAUCCAAUCGUCAGCUUCAAAGACUUCAACUUCUCCCGGUAUAAACGCGUCGAAUCCACAUAUAAAUACGCCGUCUACUUUGACGACACAGCCAGUGGCUUCAAACUCAACGAGCCAAACUCCUGCCACUCAAUCCGUGAUCUCCACAAGAAUGCUAUCCUCCCAGUCAAAGGUUGCUCCAGAUGUACACAGCUCUCCGAGCCCUAAACCUAAAAUCAUAAUCCCGCCUCGCGCCUCUCCCACUAAAAAAGAAUCCAAAUCCACCGAUCUCAAACUCGCAUCUUCAUCUUCCACCGUCCUCAAACACCUCUCACCCUGCCAACCACUCCCCAUUUCCCCAGCACCCACUGCACCCGAAGUAUCCCGCAGAUUCCUCACAGCCACAUACGGCGGCAACCCGCAAAGCUUUAUCAACGUGCUCAAGAAAAACCCAACUGGUCCAGGAACGAGGCGGAUUGUGUUCCCCAUGCUGGACUGCAACCCCUUCGUCCCUAGGAACCCGGGCGAGCCGGGCCUGAUUUUCGCGUCGAGGCAUGAAAUCCUGUCGGACCCGCCCUGGACGGUUUUUGUGAAGAGAACAAAUGCGGCGCCAGCUGUGUGGAUGUAUCAGGGUGAAUAUGAGUGUACGCUCUGUGGGACGAUGACGGUGGAAGAGUUUGUGUCGCAGACCCAGAAGGUGCAAGAUAGGUGGGCGCAGGAGGUGCAUGAUGCCAAGACGUAUGAUGUCUAUGUGAUCAUGCGCGCACGCGUCGCUCUACGCAAAGCGGGCCUUAUUCCUCUCAAAGAUAAAGUGGAGGAAACCUCACUUAUUGAGGAAGAAAUGCAGAAUAUCAAGCGCGGCAAAGGACGGGUUGUAACGUUGGGAGAGAUUUUGUCUGCAUUUCAUAAAGGCGAGGAGGCCAUUGAUAUCAUUCGCAUGAACUGCGUCAAGUACGACCAUAUCUUCGCGGAUGAUAUGAAGGUUCAGUACGCGUCCUAUCACGUAUCACCUGGAAAAAAUUCGUCCAGUAGCCUCUCAGUUGUCAAGAAGAAAUCAAGAUCUGCCACUGUGCCCGUGCCGCGCCCGCCCUCGGUAAAAUCAAAUCCAGGUGGGACUGGUAAAGCCAGGGAGUACUCCAGGGCAACUGCACCUAUACCAACGACGCAUUCCGAAACUCUAUCGGCCGAUCGUGAUCUGGAUCUGGAAUUGGAUCCGGAUGCGGGGUUGAGAAGGUCGAAUCGUCCACGGUCGACGAGAGUUGUGUCCCCUGAUAACUGGUCAUCCGCGUCGGAAAAUUCUGACAUGGAUUAUGACUUCGAUGAGUAA